AUGGAUAAGAAACAUUUGGUGCUGAUGGGUCCGCCAGGUGCCGGAAAGACAACCACCAGUAAAUUAUUGGGAAAAUUAUUGAACAUACCAGUCUUUGAUAUUGAUGAUGAUUUAUUGGAGGUUGUAUGGAAUAUGCCAGUCUCUGAAAAACUUUCUCAGGUUGGUGAGGAAGGCUUUAUUCAAGCUGAAGGAAAAGCCUGUUUGGAAUUGAGGAUGGAAUCAUCGGAGCCUACAUUGAUUGCUCUGAGUGGGAGUGUUCCUCUUCAUAGGGAUGCUAUUGAGAAUAUUAGAAAACAGGGAGUGGUGAUUUAUUUGGAUAUUCCUUCGACGAUUAUUGAAAAGAGAUUGCAUGAAAUGAAGGUGGAUCGAAUUGUUGGAAUGAAGGAGGGACAGACAUUGGCCGAUUUGUUGGAUUAUAGAAAGACGUUUUAUGAACAGUUUUUUGAUGUGAGAGUGGCUUGUUCUGUGGCACAACCUGUUGAGGAGGUAGCUCAGAGAGUUGUUAAUGCUUGGAAUUUGUAUAGGAAUGUGAAUGGAGAACAGGAUUAUGUUAGUACGAGAGGAGGUCUAUUGGAUGCUGGAGUUUCAUUUUCACACGUUGUUACAAAGGGUUUGGCUUUGGAUGGAGGUCUCUAUGUUCCAAGAGUUUUGCAAUCUUGUUCAUUGAAUGAGUUGGCAUCUAUGGCCUUGUUAAAAUCAUAUCAGGAUGUUGCAUUGAGAGUUUUGGAAAAAUUCCCACUUGGAACAGAGUUAACCUCACAAGAAUUAAGAAAGAUGAUUGACACUACUUAUUCCACAUUUUCACAUCCAAGUGUUGUACCACUUUCUGAGAAAAUCUCCCCUGAAAAACAUCAAUAUCACAUUGAAUUAUUCCAUGGACCAACGGCAGCGUUUAAGGAUGUUGCCCUUCAAUUAGUUCCUAAACUAUUUGUUCAUGCCAAGAAUCAAUCAGAGGAAUUGAAAAACUCAAAAUUCUUAAUACUUACCGCAACGAGUGGAGAUACAGGAGUAUCUACAAUGGAAGGAUAUAAAUCAGAGGCCGAAGCAGGUGUCUCAGUGCUUGUGUUGUAUCCUCAGGGUGGUGUAAGUGAAUUACAGGAGAGGCAAAUGUUGUGCUCUCAAACUGAAAAUAUUCGAGCUGUUAGUGUGAAAGGAAAUUUUGAUACUUGUCAAACAAUUGUAAAGGAAAUUUUCUCUGAUAGAGCGCUAGCAACAGAGUUGGAAAAUACUUUUGGACUCAGACUUUCAAGUGCUAAUUCAAUUAAUUGGGCAAGAAUUAUUCCUCAAGUUGUUUAUUAUGUGACAAGUUAUUUGGAGCUUUACAAGAGGUCUGUAAUCAAACUUACUGAACCCGUUGAUAUUGUUGUACCGAGUGGAAAUUUUGGUAAUUUACUUUCUGCGAUAUUUGCUUGGAAAAUUGGAUUGAUUUAUGUGAACAAGUUCAUUUGUGCCUCAAAUGAAAAUUGUAUAUUAGCCGAUUUUGUAAAAACAGGAAUUUAUGACAUUAGGGAAAGAACUUUACAAAAGACUACAUCUCCUUCAAUAGAUAUACUAGUAUCUAGUAAUAUUGAGAGACUCUUAUAUUUGAUUUGUAAUAAUCCAACUCAGGUGGCUCAAUACAUGAAACAAUUAUCAGAGGAAAAGUGCUUUGAAGUCUCUCCAGAAAUUAAGGAAUUUUUACAAACCAAGUUUGAUUCAUGUACUGCUAGCGAGUCGCAAGUUGCCCAAACUAUUAAUUAG
This is a messenger RNA of Naegleria gruberi, 1740 nucleotides long. RefSeq lists its product as uncharacterized. Gene Ontology annotation, cellular component: cytoplasm. The transcript is spliced from 2 exons. The record is from RefSeq and is a predicted model, not a curated record. Lineage: Eukaryota; Heterolobosea; Eutetramitea; Acrasida; Naegleriidae. Gene Ontology annotation, molecular function: ATP hydrolysis activity. The coding region runs from base 1 to 1740 and encodes 579 amino acids.